Molecule: messenger RNA, 2834 nt
Organism: Papaver somniferum (opium poppy)
Lineage: Eukaryota; Viridiplantae; Streptophyta; Magnoliopsida; Ranunculales; Papaveraceae
Product: beta-amyrin synthase-like
Exons: 14
Coding region: 339-2648 (769 amino acids)
Biological process (GO): triterpenoid biosynthetic process
Cellular component (GO): lipid droplet
Molecular function (GO): intramolecular transferase activity
Source: RefSeq, a predicted model, not a curated record
ACAUAAAGAAAACCGUUGGUUGGGAUCAAGGGAUGCAUGGGUUAAUUAAAAGGCACGUUCUGGACAUGGCUGCUUUCCGAAUUUCCAAUAUAAUAAUGUCGGCUGUUCUUCUAUAUAACAUGUCUCAUUCCUCUCAUUUCUCCCAACUAUCAGAUUUUCUGUCAUCUUCUCCCCCUUAGAUAUCAGCUUUCUCUUGCUCCGUCUCAUCUCGGUUUCAUGAUCAAGUCGUUUUAAUUAAUAUUACAGAAACAAGUUAUAUCCAUUCUUUCAACAAAGAUUCACCGAGGACUAAUUAGGAAGAGUACACCUACACCACCGUCCGGCCGAUAUCAUCAACUAUGUGGAAGCUAAAGGUGGCUGACAGUGAAGGUCCAUUUAGCAAAUGGCUCUUCAGUACUAACAAUUUCGUCGGAAGACAGACUUGGGAGUUCGAUCCUGAGGCUGGCACUCUUGAAGAACGGGAUGAAGUCGAGAAAGCUCGUGAUGAGUUUUACAGGAACCGUUUCGAAGUUAAGCCCUGUGGGGAUGUUCUUUUGCGUCUACAGCAAUUAAGAAACAACAAAAGCAAGUUUGAUUUAAGCAUACCACCAGUGAAGUUAAGUGACGACGAAGAAAUAACCUAUGAGGCAACCGAAACUACAUUAAAGAGAGGAGUUCAGUUCUUUUCAGCGCUACAAUUGGAUGAUGGACACUGGGGUGCUGAUAUUGGUGGUCCUAUGUAUUUCAUGCCACCCUUGGUAUUUGCGCUGUAUAUCACGGGAUCGCUACAUACUAUGUUAUCGACCGAACAUAUAAAGGAGACUCUGCGUUACAUGUAUUGUCACCAGAACGAAGAUGGGGGCUUUGGGUUUCAUAUUGAGGGUCAUAGUACCAUGUUUGGUACUACUCUUAACUACAUUUGCAUGCGGAUAUUAGGAUUAGGGCCCGAAGAUGGUCUUGACAAUGCUUGUUCAAGAGCAAGAGAAUGGAUUCUUGAUCACGGUGGUGUAACAUCGAUACCGUCGUGGGGAAAGACAUGGCUUUCGAUACUUGGAGUGUACGAGUGGGAAGGGUGCAACCCAAUGCCCCCGGAAUUUUGGCUUCUUCCUUCGGUGUUGCCUAUGCAUCCUGCAAAGAUGUGGUGUUAUUGUCGAUUGGUUUACAUGCCAAUGUCUUAUUUAUACGGGAAGAGGUUUGUCGGUCCAAUCACCGAUCUCAUCUUGUCGCUCAGAGAGGAGCUUCAUGUUCAACGUUACGAUGAAAUAGAAUGGAACAAAACACGCCAUGAGUGCGCUAAGGAGGAUCUCUACUAUCCGCAUCCUUUAGUCCAGAAUAUGAUAUGGGAUUCUCUGUACCACGUAACCGAACCAAUGCUAACAAGGUGGCCUGGUUCUAUUCUGAGAGAAAGAGCUUUAGAAGUUACGAUGAAGCACAUUCACUACGAGGAUGAGAACAGCCGUUACAUUACUAUUGGUUGCGUAGAGAAGGCAUUAUGUAUGCUUGCUUGUUGGGUGGAAGAUCCGAAUUCGGAGGCAUUCAAGAAACAUCUUGCAAGGGUUCCGGACUACUUGUGGGUUGCGGAAGACGGGCUGCGCAUGCAAAGCUUUGGAAGUCAAAUGUGGGACACUGGUUUUGGGGUUCAAGCCCUUUUAGCUAGUGAUCUUAAUGACGAAAUCCGUUCAACCCUUAAGAAAGGACAUGAAUUUAUAAAAGCUUCACAGGUUAAAGAUAAUCCUUCUGGAGAUUUCAAAAGCAUGUACCGGCACAUUUCUAAAGGUUCCUGGACUUUCUCGGAUCAAGAUCAUGGAUGGCAAGUCUCAGAUUGUACUGCAGAAGGACUGAUUGGUUGUCUAUUAUUCUCACAAAUGUCACCUGAGAUUGUUGGUGAAAAAAUGGCGAAUGAACGACUGUAUGAUUCCGUUGAAAUCCUUCUUUCCCUGCAGGGUCCAAAAGGUGGCCUAGCAGCAUGGGAGCCGGCAACGUCACAUGAGUGGUUGGAGGUUCUUAAUCCAACUGAGUUCUUUCAGGACAUUGUUGUUGAGCAUGAAUACGUGGAGUGCACUGCAUCAGCAAUUCAAGCUCUUGUGAUAUUUAUGAAGUUACAUCCUGGACACCGCAAGAAAGAGAUCGAAACUUUCAUUGCAAAGGCAGUUCGUUACCUUGAGGAUCAACAACAUGCGGAUGGUUCAUGGUAUGGCAACUGGGGUAUUUGUUUUAUCUACGGGACAUGGUUUGCGCUACGCGGUUUAGCAGCUGCUGGAAAGAACUACUACAAUAGUCCUACCGUCCGUAAAGCCUGUGAAUUUCUGUUAUCAACACAAAGAGAAUCCGGAGGUUGGGGGGAAAGUUAUCUUUCCUGCCCAAAGAAGGAGUUCAUUCCUCUGGAGGACAACAAAACCAACUUGGUGCAUACGGCAUGGGCGUUAAUGGGUCUUAUUUACGGCGGUCAGGCACAAAGGGAUCUAACACCUCUGCAUCGGGCGGCAAAGGUUUUGAUCAAUAACCAAAUGGAGAACGGAGAUUUCCCACAACAGGAAAUUACUGGAGUGUUUAUGAAGAACUGUAUGUUGCACUACGCGGCAUUUAGAAACAUUUUCCCAUUAUGGGCACUAGGAGAAUAUCAUCGGAAAGUCCCAAUCCCAUCCCAGAAACUCCUAAAUUUAAGUUAGCAAUUUCAUGUAUGAAGUAUUUAUAAUGUCAGAUUGUAUGAAAUAAUAAGCGUUGUCCGUGUUUCAUUCUAAUGAAUGAAUUGUCAAGUGUAAAGAGUCUUGUAAACCGGACGUGUGUAUACAUAUAUCGAUUUCAAUGUUUCUAUGGAUACUUUCCAAACAUAAAUUUUUGCCCCGUAAUUUUAA